AUGGUGGAAUGGCGGCGCAGUGGUGAUGGAUUAUCGACAGGGCAACCUCCUUCCUUCAAAACAAAUGUCAACCGCCAGAAAACGAAACGAUGGGUAAAUGCAAAGUCCUAUUCGUACGAUGGCGAUGAUUGGGGUGAUGACGAUGGAUAUGAAAAUGAAGAACCUGCGGCUCCACUAGUUACCAUCCCAGAUGAAGCUGAGCAGCCAUCCCCACUCGAGAACCAAAAAAAUGAGCAAAAUAAUCAGGACGAAAUCCCUGCGCAGCAAAGUACAGACCACGGCAUGGCCCCGACACCUCUACAGUUCAUUCGCCCGGCUGACAUAUACAAACGUAUGGAGGAAGAGAGACGAAAGGAGAACCAGGAAGUAGAUCAAGACACUACUCCUAGAGUACCAGUUGAAACAUUACCGGCUGCAACUCCAGCAGACAUUGCUUCAAAAGUACCUGUAUCUGUAGGAAAUCCCCAGCUGCAGCAAUCCCUUGAUCAGAGUGACGGGUUGCAGUCACAUUCGAUGGAGAACCGGUCCCAGUCACCGGGUGGGGGGACGCCAGUUUCUCCAACACUCCCUGUCCAGGGGCCUCCUACUUGCGAACCUGCGGAUUGGCCGACGGGAGAUUUAUCUACUUCAAAAGGCCAGGAUAGUAGCGGACCAAACGAAGAGAGACAAGAACAACAACCGCGAGCCGAUAACACUGAAUUACAUCAUAACUCGUCUCUUGGUUUCCGCUCUGUUGUCCGUCAGGCGUUCGAUGCACGCCUUGAAGCCCCAAUCACAACAUCAGGCAGCAUCCUCAGAUCAGAUAGUGCCAGUACCUCCGUGAUCAGCCCAAUAAUUCAGUCCCAACCUGUCUCCAGAUUUGGAGAUGAACAUGCCCAAGGACCAUCAUCCACCGAUCAAUCCCCAACCGUUGAUAAAGAACCUGCGGAUUUUAAACAUCAUCAGAGGCGGAGUUUGUCCCCGCCCAGCUCUAGAAGUAGCCCUGCUCGAAAGCCUAUUGCUCAUGGAGUAUCCGCAAUUAGCACACAUGAAGCCAAAGCGUCUGAUACCCAAGAUGGAAAACCCCAUGUUCUACCUUCUCAUACGGCAUCGGACUUUAAUAUCCAUAAAGCAGCAGCGGCACAAUCAUCAUUCCCAGAAAGUGCGCCUACAGUACCUAAAAGUGACGACCAGCGUACAUCACCACCAGCUAGCCCGGAUGUCCUUCAGCAGCCUACGGAGUCGCCUACGGUCACGCUUGAUACGGUCGAGAGUCCCCAAAUGCCUUCGGCGCUUAAUGUAGGCAGUGGAGAAAAACGACUUUCACUAGCGCAAUACGAUCGGCCUGCACCAGGAAAUGUCUCGCCGUCUAGCCCUGAGAAUGUGUCAUUGGGUGUUAAUGAUCGCCUGAGAGAUGAAAUCAUGCGGUCGCUGACUCCGCGAGCUUCGAUUGACUCUCAGGGACAAGCACAUGCAGGUGGCGGUUCCAACCCUAGCUUAGAAGCUGGACCUGACAACCCUUCAUCGGAAGGUCUAGGUACCGCCGCCUCACCUUCUAAUCUACCUCCACAAACCCCUGAUAUGCAAUCAACUCCUGUCGCCCCAAGCUUCCCGGGUCUUGGUUCUGAGCACAACUCCGAUAUUUCUGGCCAGAAAGAGCCUGCCAAAACGUUAAAGAAACGGUUCUCCUGGGAAGAAUCGUCCGUUGAGGACAAUACCCAGGACCCGCAGGAACAUCAGCAAUUGACCAUUGAUCAAGCUACCGCUUCAGAUACGACACAGCCAUCAUUGGAAGAAAAGACACCAACUGGUCCGGUACCCGUAAGUCGAGGCCACGAUGAACAAGACCCUGAGAGAAGCGCAUCUACGACUUAUAGCCAGGCGGCUCUCACUCUAAGCCCCACUAGGACUGAAGUAAUCCCUAGCCAAAAUGUGGCAGAACAUGAAACCAAGUCAGUUCAACCACCUGACAGUCUGCUUCUCCAGCCAGCGCCUGCUGCUAGUUCCCCUAGUACUCUUGUUCAUCCUCAGCCUGCUUCUCACCCCCCAGCGACCCAAGAUCCGAAAUUGCUCGGUUUCCGUCAAAUAAUGGCCAUAGAAAAGCCCGGCGACAAGAUUAAAACAUUCGAGAGGACGAGGAAGCAAUUCGCAGAUAUGGACACAGGGUUAUCAUCCUGGAUAAAAGCAACAGCCAGCUCAAACCCCGAUCACGAGGACUUGGCUCAGCGAAAUGGCCGCCUCCCACCGGGAACUACGUUUACGCAUCGACCUAGCACGUCGCGGAAUAAGUUCCCGAAGCUCACUUCUUUAGGUCCCCUUUCUCUCCCAACGUCCCACCACGAGGGAUCUCCGAUGACCACGCCGACAUCCGCCGCCGGAAAUACACGACAUGGAUCCAACGCCAACCAAUUCGCCACGAAAAUCAACACGCAGCAGGUUCAGGCCAAGGGUAAGGAUUUGCUGCACACCGCUGGUGUACUAGGUGGAAAGGCUGGGGGGGCAGCAAAAGGGCUUUUUGCCAAAGGGAGGAGCAAAUUCCGCAACAGCAGCAGUACUGAUAAGGUAGAUACUUGAAAACCAUUCUCAUUGUUCGUCGGAGUUUCGUUCUAUUAUUUUUCUCAUUAUUUCAAUCCGUCGGGAGGUCAAACAAGGGCUUUUAUUUUGACUUAUUCUUCGAAUUUCGGGCGUGGCAAGGCCUUUUGUCUACCCUUUGUUUUCGCGUUUUGCGAGCUCAAUUUGAGCAUGUAUCGCUUUUCCUACUUUCCUACUUUCCUACUUUCCUAUAUAUAUCUUUUAUUAUCAAUUUCUUUUUUUCUUUUCUCUGCUUCAAAUUUGCCUUUUGCAAAUCAAUCUGUAUUGAGGAUCCCAUAGCUCUGACCCCGCGAUUAAACAUGUGCGCGGAGAUUAUAUGACACAUUUGUUAUUUCC
This is a messenger RNA of Histoplasma capsulatum G186AR, 2907 nucleotides long. RefSeq lists its product as uncharacterized. The record is from RefSeq and is a predicted model, not a curated record. NCBI's taxonomy places the organism in Eukaryota, Fungi, Ascomycota, Eurotiomycetes, Onygenales, Ajellomycetaceae. The transcript has a single exon. Bases 1 to 2553 code for a protein of 850 amino acids.